Messenger RNA from Zingiber officinale, 450 nucleotides. Its product is annotated as probable beta-1,4-xylosyltransferase IRX14H. The transcript has 2 exons. Bases 1 to 450 code for a protein of 149 amino acids. Lineage: Eukaryota; Viridiplantae; Streptophyta; Magnoliopsida; Zingiberales; Zingiberaceae. The record is from RefSeq and is a predicted model, not a curated record.
AUGCAGAGCCAAGCCAAUCGCCGCUUCGCCACCUACCGCCACUCUUCGCCGCCUUCGCCCGACGCCGCCCUCCCCCUCUCCCUCGCCGAUGCCGAGCCCCGAGGACCUUCCUCCAUGUUCUGGUUCAUCCUCCACGCCUUCUGCUGCUUCGUUAGCCUUGCCCUUGGCUUCCGUUUCUCCCGUGUGGCCGUCCUCCUCCUUUCUCCACCUCCACCCUCAACUCCACCCCCUUCCUCCUCACCACAACGACGACGACCACGACCACCACUACCACCACUACGACGACCCCCACCACCCGAACCAAGACCGUCACCAUCUCCCAUCUGCCCUCGCCACGUCGUCGUCGGCAAGCAUGGCAUUCGCAUCCGGUCGUGGCCGCACUCAGAACUCGCCGAGGUGCUGCGGGCGCACGAGAUCAUCCAGAGCGUUCAUCGCGAGCAGCGGCUCUAG